AUGACCAAGGGAAAAACGCAUCGCAAGCUCACUAAAAGUUAUGUGCUGUUUAUGGUGACGAAGCCUCAAAAGAACGACAGUGUCAAAAGUGAUGAAGAACGCUCUGGUCGUCCAGUUGAAGCUGAUGACAACCUUAUCAAAGCAAUAAUCGAUUUGGAUCGUCACAGUACAACACGUGAGAUCGCAGAGAAGCUCCAUGUGAACCAGCUCAAACAACAUCAAAAGCUGAUAAUCAAAAAAGGUUUGUUAUCAGUUUGGCAGGAUUACAAAGAAUUGUCUACAUUGAACUUACCACCCAACCGAACGAUCAAUUCUGAUGUGUACAUUGAACAACUAACGAAAUUAAACAAUGCUGUUGAAGAAAAGGGGCCCGAAUUGACAAAUCGAAAAGGUAAGGUAUUCCAUCAUGAUAAUGCAAGGCCACACACAUCUUUGGCCACUUGGCCAAAAUUAUUGGAGCUUGGUUGGGAUGCUUUGCCACUUCCACCAUAUAGUCCUGACCUUGCACCAUCAGAUUACUUUUUGUUUCGUUCUUUACAAAACUCCUUGAGUGGUAAAAAUUUCAGUAAUAAUGAUGAUGUCAAAUCGCACCUGAUUUUUUUUGCUAAUAAAAAUCGGAAGUUUAUGGACGUGGGAUUAUGA
Cooperia oncophora is the source of this 642-nucleotide messenger RNA. The record is from the annotation of a GenBank genome assembly. NCBI's taxonomy places the organism in Eukaryota, Metazoa, Nematoda, Chromadorea, Rhabditida, Trichostrongylidae.